Molecule: messenger RNA, 1672 nt
Organism: Bombus impatiens (common eastern bumble bee)
Lineage: Eukaryota; Metazoa; Arthropoda; Insecta; Hymenoptera; Apidae
Gene: PCID2
Product: PCI domain-containing protein 2
Exons: 5
Coding region: 422-1603 (393 amino acids)
Biological process (GO): transcription elongation by RNA polymerase II; post-transcriptional tethering of RNA polymerase II gene DNA at nuclear periphery; poly(A)+ mRNA export from nucleus
Cellular component (GO): transcription export complex 2
Molecular function (GO): double-stranded DNA binding; RNA binding
Source: RefSeq, a predicted model, not a curated record
GCAAAUCAUAAUUCACUGACGACUGCUAACCAAUUCCUAGAGCCGUUGCACAUCUAUCACGUGACCAAGUUUGUUUAUAACCGCAAUUAUGCAUUACAACUGUAAUUCCUAGUGAUUCAACUUUGCGUAUAUGUACAUGUAUCACGGAUGUGUACAUUGCAAAUUCAGUUAUAUGUAUCUAUAUACAUAUUUAUAUAAAACAAAUAUUUCUGUAUAUAUUUGAUAAGUUUUAAUUGCCGAACCAUGAAAUGUUUUCCUUAUUAUUUUAUUGAGUAAUUACAGAUAAUAAAGACAUUUGUUAAUUUAAUUGUGUUUAAGCUAUACGAUUAUAUACUAUCAAUUUGUAAUUUCAAGUAAUGUAAUUAAGUUUAAAAAAAAAAAUUUUCAAAAUAAAUACAUGUAUUAAAUUACACAUGUUACAAUGGAUUCGUAUAUAAUGCAGAUCAGACGUAUGUGGUUGAAUCAGGACGGCGAUGGUUUAGCGGAUUUAUUGUCUUUACGGCAUAAUCAUGUUUCAAUUUCACAAAUUGGAUCUGAAACUGCAAUAGCAAAAGCAAUGGAACAUUUAUCUGCUCCACUUGAUGACUUAGUACUUUAUCAUUUAAAAACUAUAACAACAAUACAUAAAGAUGACCCAUUGUCUAUGUAUAAUUAUCAAAGUUCUGCAGUUCAAUCUUUGACAAAGAUUCUUCAAAUGCAAAAGGAAGAAAAUUGGAUGUUGCCUGUUAUGAACGUAAUGUGUUUAGAAUUACGGUUAUUAGCAGUUUGUGCAGAGAAUACAAGAUCCAGCAAAAAUAUGAAGCCUGGAGAAAUUUUGGAGAAAUGUGCAGAUUGUCUAAUGGGAUGUUUUCGAGUAUGUGCUUGCGACAAUCGUAGCUCAGAAGAUGAUACAAAACGAUGGGGAAUGCUGGCAUUAGUUAACCAAUUAUUAAAAAUUUAUUUUAGAAUAAAUAAAUUGCAUUUAUGUAAACCUUUAAUAAGGGCAAUAGAAUCGUCCCCAUAUAAAGCACAUUUUGCAUUAGCACAACAAAUUACUUAUAAAUUUUUCGUGGGCCGUAAAGCAAUGUUUGAUAGUGAUUACAAAGCUGCUGAUGAAUAUCUUACUUAUGCUUUUGAACAUUGUCAUAAACAAUCUUCAAAAAACAAACGAUUAAUUUUAACUUAUCUUGUGCCAGUGAAAAUGUUAUUAGGGUAUAUGCCUAAACAUAACUUAUUAGAAAAAUAUAACUUAAUGGAAUUUGGAGAAUUAAUGGAAGCUGUUAAAAGAGGAGAUUUAUGCAAUCUUGAAAAAGUGAUGGAAAAACACGAAUUAUUUUUUAUAGGAGCAGGAAUAUAUUUAAUUGUGGAAAAAUUGAAGAUAAUAGCAUACAGAAAUUUAUUUAAAAAAGUAUAUUUAGUAUUAAAUAUACAUCAGAUUCCUAUUCAAGAUUUACUUUCAGCAUUGGAAAUGCAAGGAAUUGAUGAUGUUGAUAUGGAUGAAGUAGAAUGCAUUGUGGCAAAUUUAAUUUUUGAAGGAAAAAUUAAAGGAUACAUAUCUCAUCAACAUAAAAAAUUAGUCAUCUCUAAACAAAAUCCUUUUCCAAGACUUUCAACUAUACUUUAAUUAUCUUUAGAUUACAUGUAUCUUUCUGUAAGAAAUAAAUUUAAAUUCAAUAAAAUUGAUUUAAUUGAU